UGCCCGAGUCCAGCGUGCCAACAGCCGCAGCAGAAACCCGUUCUCGGGUUCUCGCUGAGCUGCUUCCCCUUACAUCAGGGUUCCUGCUCCUGUCAGGCAGGCCUGCUGGCGAUUGGUGGGGAGGAGGGCAGUAAUUUGAACUGCCUUUUGUACUUGGCUAAUCAGGGCUGGCGUCUGGCUGCAGGUUCAGAGCGAGGUGCCUCGGUGGUGUCAGACACCUGUGGCUCAGCUCUCACCGUCUCGGGGCUGGCUCCCGUGGCUUGCUUCUGGGCCGGAAUCGUGCUUUUUUAACAACUUGCCCCAAUCACUGAGCCCCCUCGAUGGGUCAGUUUGGCCCAGUGCCAUGCUGAACAGAGAUGUCCAACAGAUACCAGGACAACGGAAAUGCCUGGGCUUAGACUUCCCUGAGAGAUGCGUGUGCAGACCAGGGCCAUGCAGAUACUGCCGCCUCUAACUCCGUCAGCCCAGCGCGCGUCACCUCUGAUCCCCAGCACAGGAAAGCAGCAUGGUCGGGAGGAGUUAAACUUCGGCUGAAGCACAGGCGCAGUGACCCUGCAGGCCGACCUCACUCUUGGCAUUCAACCAAAUUUGGGGAGAACCAACCCGAUGCCAGCAUGAUGCAAAUAUCUCAGGGCACAAUUGGCACUCCUUGGCACCAAAGCUACCAUUCCAGCUCCUCUACAAGUGACCUCUCUAACUAUGACCAUACCUAUCUGAGGCGGAGCCCUGACCAGUGCAGCUCCCAGGGGAGCAUGGAGAGCCUGGAGCCCAGUGGGGGGUACCCACCCUGCCAUCUUCUUUCUCCUGUCAAGUCCACCAGCAGCAUUGACCAGCUCAGCCACCUCCAUAACAAGAGAGACUCGGCUUACAGCUCCUUCUCCACCAGUUCUAGCGUCCUAGAGUAUCCACCCCCUGGCAUCUCUGGUCGGGAGCGUUCAAGCUCCAUGGACACUGCUUCUGCUCGAGGUGGCCUCCUAGAAGGGAUGAGGCAGGCAGAUAUUCGCUAUGUCAAGACAGUAUAUGAUACCCGGAGGGGAGUCUCAGCAGAAUAUGAGGUGAACUCUUCAGCCUUGCAUCUCCCAGGUCGGGAGGCCCGAGCAUCAGCAGAUGGCCAGGGCUAUGAUAAAUGGCAUAAUGUUCCUCGAGGCAAGGGAAUGACACCCCCAUCCUGGAGCCAGCAGUGUCUUAGUUCCUUGGAGAGUGCCGCUGACAACCUGCCUCCUAAAGUGGGUGCACCCCUGCCCCCGGCUCGAAGUGACAGUUACGUAGCCAUCCGGCACCAUGAGCGGCCCAGCUCCUGGUCUAGCCUUGAUCAGAAACGGUUUUGUCGGACUCAGGCAAAUUCUUCAGGCUCCCUGAAAUCUCCAUUCAUAGAGGAACAGCUGCAGACUGUACUAGAGAAGAGUCCAGAGAAUAGCCCUCCAGUGAAGCCCAAGCAUAAUUACACCCAGAAGGCUCAACCUGGCCAACCUCUGCUCCCAACUGGUAUCUAUCCUGUACCUUCCCUGGAACCCCACUUUGCCCAGGUGCCCCAGCCUUCUGUGAGCAGUAAUGGUAUGCUCUACCCUGCACUGGUCAAGGAGAGUGGAUAUACAGCCUCUCACGGAGCUCGUGACAAGACUGCUACGUUUGAUGAGAAUGGGAACCAAAAUGGAUCUAGCAGGCCUGGGUUUGCCCUCCCCCAGACCCAAGAACACGACUUACUUUCCCUAGUGGAGAGGAAACCAGAAACUACAACCAAGUUUGUGCCCUACAAAGUCCAUUUCCCAGCAGUGCCUGAAAACGAGGUAGAUACCUCUCUGAAGAGCCAUCUCACAUCUCCCCAAGGCAACAGCCCACAUCCCAGUGAGAGAAAGAGCAUCCAUAGCAACAAACCAUAUUCAAAUAACCAUGGCCUCAAAUCCCCUCAGACUCAAGCCUGGCAGGCAGGUGAAGACAAGAGAACUUCCAGGCCCCUGGAGCUCCGGGAAGCUGGUUUUCGGGAAGACCACAAUGCCAACCUCUGGAGGACGCUAGAGAGAGAAGGCCUGGGCCAGAGCCUGCCAAGCAACUUUGGCAAGACCAAGUCAGCUUUCUCAUCUCUCCAGAACAUUCCUGAGAGUCUACGAAGGCACAGCUGCCUGGAGCUAGGAGACAGAGCCCAGGAAGGCAACGUGGAUGGCAGGCUUGCCUCUGCUGUUAGCACUCAGGCUGAGGACCCUGGAAGGAAAGCUCUUCCUGAACACAGGAGCCAUUUGGACAGGCCUGUUUCCUAUCCAAGGCCUGAGGGGAGAACCAGUGGCUCAGCUUCUUUCCAUAGCUCAGACCCAAGCUAUGAAGAGCCGUCCUCCCCAGGACACCAGCAGACAUCCAGUCUGGGCCUGAGGAGGCUCAGCUCAAGCGGUGCCUCAGCUCUGCCGUGCUUUCAGUACGGGAAGCCCCACUGCUCGGUGCUGGAGAAGGUUUCCAAGAUUGAGCAACGAGAGCAAGGAAGCCAGAGACCCCCGAGUGUGGGCAGCCCUACUUAUGUCUACAACUAUAGGCCCAACAAGACGCUUUCCACUUCCAGUACGUCUGCGAAUGAUCUUGAGGAGACAAGAGCUGAUACCUGUUUUCCCGAAUCUGCUGAACUCCUAAGCAACGGGGAGCAGAAAUUCAAAAUCGGGAAGGCCAAGUUGGAAGAGGUUCUCUGGCAGCCGAGGGGUCAGCAGCAGAGGAGUGUGGCCGGCGGCCGGGGCCCCCCACUCCGAGACAGUGAGCCCCCGAGGCGGGACGCUCGCCUCCUCCGCAGCCAGAGCACCUUUCAGCUGUUCAGUGAAGCCGAGAAGGAGACGGACAACAGGCCCGACACACCUGAGUCGCCCCUUUUGGACGCCCCUUUAAGCCGUGCCUACCGGAACAGCAUCAAGGACGCUCAGUCCCGUGUUCUGGGGGCCACCUCCUUUCGACGCCGGGACCUCGAACUGGGUGCGCCCGCGGUCUCUAGCCGCUGGCGGCCCCGGCCCGCCUCGGCCCACGUGGGGCUGCGGAGCCCCGAGACGCCGGUCUCCACCUCCCCGCACACGCCGCGCGAGCGGCACAGCGUGACCCCGGCCGAGGGCGACCCAGCCCGGCUUACGACUCCCGCCGCCCGGAGAGGGGCACGUCGGCGCCUGACCACCGAGCAGAAGAAGCGCUCCUACUCGGAGCCCGAGAAGAUGAACGAGGUGGGGGUCUUGGAGGAGCCCGAGCCCGCGCCUUUGGGCCCGCAGAGGAAGGGUGUGCGUUUCCCGGAGAGCACCGUGGCCGACAGGCGCCGGAUGUUUGAGCGCGACGGAAAGGCCUGCUCGACGCUCAGCCUGUCAGGGCCGGAGCUGAAGCAGUUCCAGCAGAGCGCCCUGGCCGACUACAUUCAGCGCAAGACCGGCAAGCGACCCUCCUCCUCGGGUUGCGGCGUCCAGGAGCCCGGGCUGCUGCAGGAGCGCGCCCAGAGCGUGUAUCUCCAGCCCGGCCCCGCGGCGCGCGAAGCCUCGGGUCUUGUCUCGGCCUCCAGCCUGAGCUCGCUGCGGGAGCCGAGCCUGCAGCCCCGCAGGGAGGCCGCCCUCCUGCCCGCCGCGGGGAGCGAGGGGGAGACCCCGCGGGGCCCCCGAGAUCGCAGCAGCUCCUUCGCCGGCGGCCGCCUGGUCGGGGAACGUCGGCGCGGGGAGCAGCAGACUCAGAGGGAGCCGGCUGGCGCCGCGCUGCUCAGUGGCGCGAACUGCGGACCUCGGGGCGCCCCGAGGAUGGAUAGGACUCCUGGGGAGACCGCCGCCUUGGGGGCGGCUGCCGGGAGUGCCGGGAAGUCCAAGUCAGCCGAGGACCUGCUGGAGCGCUCAGAUGUCCUGGCAGUCCCUGUCCACGUGAGGUCCAGGUCAUCCCCCACGGCAGACAAAAAGCGCCAGGAUAUGCUUUUGGGGGAAAACAAUGGCUUUGGUCUUCUUGUGAAGGAUCCAUGCUAUUUGGCUGGCCCUGGACCUAGGUCACUCAGUUAUUCAGAAAGAGGCCGUGAAGAGAUGCCAUUGCACCUACAUCAUCCCAGCCCCCAUUGGGGUGGUUCAGGUUGCAAAGCAAUCAGUGGCUCCUCAGUUCCCAGUGAAUGUCCUGGAACCCUGGACCGUCAGAAGCAAGCCAGCAGAACACCUUGCCCCAGGCCACUGCCAGCAGGAGUGCAGGGGCAUCUCACAGACACCAGGGCUGGACCACUGACCCCUCUUGGAUCAGCUUUGCCUUCAACUGUUCCAUCCACCUACUGCUCACAGCCUGCCACUGACCAGCAGACUAGAAGGGAUGGUCAGGUGGGGCGUCAGUCUCUUCCACACUCUACCCCUACAGUGACUCACAGUAGGAACGGUCACAGUUUGACCCAGCCUCCAAGUCCAAGAGGCUAUGAGUCCAACAGCCCAGAGAAUGGGAUAGAAGAGGGAAUAAGGAAGAGAGUCUCACUGCCCCAGAGGCCUCUUGCCCCUCAAGGGAAAUGGGCCCACACAGUCGGAGAGGACAGUCUUGCUGAGGAACCCUUGUCACCUGAGUUUGCAGACCUGAAGCACUAUAAAAUACAGCAGAGUCUUCCAAGUUCAAGCAGCACUUCUGACCCAGACACACCUCUCGGGGUCCCAAGCACUCCAGGGAGGAUCUCCCUCCGAAUAUCUGAGUCGGUCCUGCAGACCUCCCCACCACCUCGGGAGGAUUAUGAUGAUGAAGUGUUUGUGAAGGAUUUGCAACACAGUGCCUCUUUCAGCUCCGUAUUUGAAGCUCUUCCCCCACCCCCACCUCCUCCACCAAGCCUGGAAACACCAGUGAAUAGCUUGGAUGACUUUCCUCCACCUCCUCCCCAAGCCAUGUACAAGGCACAGCUGGACAGUGAGGCUUAUGAGGAGCCCCAUACCAGCAGCUCCGGCAAAAUUUCCAAUGUGGCAACUGCAAGGGAAAGGCCAGUGCUUGGUGCAGCCCAUUUGGUGGGUAGUCAGAUACUGGCUUCCAGACCCCAGACUUCUCUCAAGGCUUCAGAGGCCAAUGAGAUCAACCCUACCUCCAGCAUGGGUACACAGCCCCAAUUUGCUGGAUCUUUGGGGAAGCAGUCAAGCCUAGGACAGCCACCUCUCAUCCAGAACCAAAGACUUAUCCAUGAACCAGUUAGUGGAACUCAGGAUUUAGAAAAGAAAGUCAAUUCUGGUCCUCAGAAGACAUCGGAAGACAUCAGAACAGAGGUUCUGGCCAAAGAAAUUGUCCACCAAGACAAAUCUCUAGCAGACAUUUUGGAUCCAGACUCCAGAAUGAAGACAACUAUGGACCUGAUGGAAGGUUUGUUUUCCCGAGGUGUUGACUUGCUGAAGGAAAACAGCAUAAAGAGGAAGUCUGUGCAGAAAGCUGUCCCAGCAUGUGAAAGCAAGAGGAGUGAAGAAAAGGAAGCACUAGGUGUGUUGGUCAACUGUCCUGCCUACUACAGUGUGUCUGCUCCCAAGGCUGAACUUCUGAACAAAAUCAAAGAUAUGCCAGAAGAGGUGAAUGAAGAAGAGGAGCAAACAGAUGUCAAUGAAAAGAAGGCUGAGCUCAUUGGAAGUCUCACACACAAGCUUGAGAUGCUCCAGGAAGCAAAGGGGAGUUUGCUGAUGGACAUCAAACUCAAUAAUGCCUUGGGAGAAGAGGUGGAGGCUUUGAUCAGAGAGCUCUGCAAGCCAAAUGAGUUUGACAAGUACAAGAUGUUCAUAGGAGAUUUGGACAAGGUGGUUAACCUGCUGCUCUCCCUCUCGGGGCGCCUGGCCCGUGUUGAGAAUGUCCUUAGCGGCCUUGGUGAAGAUGCCAGUAAUGAAGAAAGGAGCUCUCUCAAUGAGAAGAAGAAGAUCCUGGCUGGGCAGCACGAGGACGCCCGGGAACUCAAGGAGAACCUUGAUCGACGGGAACGGGUGGUGUUGGACAUCCUGGCCAAUUACCUUUCAGAGGAGCAACUCCAGGAUUACCAGCAUUUUGUGAAAAUGAAGUCAACACUCCUCAUUGAGCAGCGAAAGCUGGAUGACAAGAUCAAACUGGGCCAGGAACAGGUCAAAUGUCUGCUGGAGAGUCUUCCCCCAGAUUUCAUUCCCAAGGCAGGGUCCCUGGCUUUGCCCCCAGACCUUACAAGAGAAAUGACUCCUGGUGGGAGAUGUACUUUCAGUAGUGGUUUUCCAACAUUAGCCUCUCCACUUUAACCUCUUCUAAAAUAUCCAACCGAAAGAUCACCUUUUCUUUCAACACUAUUUAAUCUGAAAAAUGUUUCAAUACAAACACCAUGUAAACUGUAUGGGUUAUUGGGGUUUUUCUGGAUAAAAGGAAAGAAAUUUUAUCCAGUAAAAAGGCCUGUUUUUUUCCCUUCUCAUCCUUCAUGAUUGAUCUUUUGAGAACUUGAAUGCUGCUGGAAACUUGGCCCUUUCUAUUACCUUGUAGUAGAAAAAAAAUUAAUGAAACUGUGAGAACUGG
Molecule: messenger RNA, 6450 nt
Organism: Choloepus didactylus (southern two-toed sloth)
Lineage: Eukaryota; Metazoa; Chordata; Mammalia; Pilosa; Megalonychidae
Gene: SHROOM3
Product: shroom family member 3
Exons: 10
Coding region: 615-6182 (1855 amino acids)
Biological process (GO): actin filament organization
Cellular component (GO): apical plasma membrane; cortical actin cytoskeleton; adherens junction
Molecular function (GO): actin filament binding
Source: RefSeq, a predicted model, not a curated record